AUGACCCUUGAAAAAUGCAUCAAAGCUAAUAAAGAACAUCAAAAAAUCGUUAAUAUCUUGGGAAAAGUUAAAAAUGUUAUAUUUGGUGAUUUAGAUACAAGUAAGAAGUAUACAUCGACCAAUAAAAAUGAUCCACCGCCGCCGCCACAAGUGAUUGAAUGGCUCGAAGGAGAACAGCACAGACAGCGAAGUGCAUUUAUGAAACAAAUGCUAGCACAAAUUGAUGGCACUGAUAAUCAAAUUCUCGAACUAGAUAAAAAUUGGGUUGAGUAUUACUGGGCAAAAUUUACAGCACUGCUUGGUUAUUGUAUCGAAAAACUUUUUCAAAAACCAAAUGAAUUAAGCAAAUUAUACAAAUUGGCUGCUGGUUUAAAAAAAAGCAUUCCAGUUACGAUCUACUAUGAAGCAUGUUCAAUAUGUCUUGAUUUAAUUAUCGAAGUAGUCGAUCAGGACCCCAGAGCUUGCAUCACAAAAUGCGGUCAUAUUUUUCACUAUGACUGUUUAAAACGAGCCUUCGAACAACAAAAACGAUGUCCAAAUUGUCGAAGAGAUUUGAGAAGUUUGCCGGAAAAGGCAACGGCAAAGGUUAUUGGUCUAAAAGAGGUACAAAAUCCAUUAAAAGCAAAUGUUAGUUGA
Messenger RNA from Didymodactylos carnosus, 636 nucleotides. NCBI's taxonomy places the organism in Eukaryota, Metazoa, Rotifera, Eurotatoria, Philodinida, Philodinidae. The record is from the annotation of a GenBank genome assembly.